AUGGUACAGCUGGCCGCCUUGACAAGUCCUUGCUUCUUCCACCGCCGCUUCGGUGAUGCCGUCAACAUUGAAAAAGUUCUGGAGGAGAUAAAGGAGGAUGAUCAGCUGUCACACAGUCGUCUUAUGCAGACCGCUGCCAGUGUUCGCGAGGUCUCACGACAACUACAAAGACGUUCCACCAAGCAAGCCGUACGCAACGUCAUGAUAGUCACAAAGGCCCGUGACAAUGCCUUGGUUGAUUUGACGCGCGAAUUGGCUGAAUGGCUACUCGUCAAGCCGCGAUAUGGUAGCGACGUCGGUGUCAAUGUCUAUGUCGACUCGAAGCUCCGCCGCUCUAAGCGCUUCGACGCAGAUUCGUUGAUUGCCAAAGACAGCCGCUUUGAGAGCAUGCUUCGUUUCUGGACUCCUGCUCUCUGUUGGGCUUCUCCUGAAUUAUUCGAUCUUGUCAUAACUCUCGGAGGAGAUGGCACUGUUCUCUUCACCUCAUGGCUGUUUCAACGCAUCGUUCCUCCCGUCAUGUCCUUCUCGUUAGGGUCUCUGGGCUUCCUUACGAAUUUCCAAUUCAACCAAUACAAACACCAACUAGACCGCAUCAUGGGCGAUUCCGGUAUGAGAGUGACCAUGCGUAUGCGAUUCACCUGUACAGUCUAUCGAGCGGCGGCGUCAAAUUCCUCAUCCUCCCUGCCUCCUCAUAACUCCUCCGACCCCUCAUAUCCUGCGACAACGAAUCCGACCAAAAUCGAGGGCGAGACCCACGAAGUGCUCAACGAGCUAGUCAUUGACCGAGGACCUUCGUCAUACAUUUCUUCACUGGAUCUGUACGCCAAUGAUUCAUUAGUCACACGCAUUUCAGCCGAUGGUGUCAUUCUUAGUACCCCGACAGGGUCUACUGCGUAUUCACUGUCAGCAGGUGGAAGUCUGGUACAUCCAGAGAUACCCGCUAUACUACUCACACCUAUCUGCCCACAUACUCUAUCUUUCCGUCCAAUGAUCUUGAAUGACUCCAUGGAAUUGAAAGUCUCUGUUCCUAGUAAAGGCCGAGGCGGUGGCUUUGUCAGCUUCGAUGGCAAAGGACGAAUUGAGCUCGGUCUAGGCGACGAGGUCGUCGUUAGAGCCAGCAAGUAUCCUUUCCCAACCGUCCUGAGUCAACCAAUGGAAUGGUUCGAUGCCAUCAGCCGCACGCUACGCUGGAAUACCAGAGCUGCUGACCAGAAGGACUGGGCAGGAAGAGAUGCGGACGAGAGAGACGACGAAUUCGAUGAGGACGGCGCCCCGAAGAGCAACAAAGAACCAGAGUUUGACAUAGACUUCGAAGACGAGAUGGAUAGCGUUCGAGAUUCUGGAUACUCCGGGUCGAGUAGCACGGCAUGA
Messenger RNA from Aureobasidium melanogenum CBS 110374, 1371 nucleotides. RefSeq names its product ATP-NAD kinase. The transcript has a single exon. Gene Ontology annotation, molecular function: NAD+ kinase activity. The coding region runs from base 1 to 1371 and encodes 456 amino acids. Lineage: Eukaryota; Fungi; Ascomycota; Dothideomycetes; Dothideales; Saccotheciaceae. The record is from RefSeq and is a predicted model, not a curated record. Gene Ontology annotation, biological process: NADP+ biosynthetic process; NAD+ metabolic process.